Morchella sextelata is the source of this 3015-nucleotide messenger RNA. RefSeq lists its product as uncharacterized. The record is from RefSeq and is a predicted model, not a curated record. The transcript is spliced from 5 exons. NCBI's taxonomy places the organism in Eukaryota, Fungi, Ascomycota, Pezizomycetes, Pezizales, Morchellaceae. Bases 1 to 3015 code for a protein of 1004 amino acids.
AUGAAGCCGCGGCGCGCUGCCCGCAACACCUCCCAGCCGCCGAGCACGACCCGUGGCGGCGGCAGCGGAGGCGGCCCACGACACCGCUCGGCGUCGCCAGGCCCCAUUGUUGCGCGCAAGACGCAGUUUAGGAGUAGUCAGCCGACACCGGUGCGCCAGGCGCAGCAGCAGGAGGCUGGCACUGGUACCAGCAAUAGGAAGGUUGUUAAGAAGACGGGGAGGACGGGCGGCAGGAGUGCGAGGUCGGGGAGUCGUGGGAGGAGACAUGAGGAGGAGGAGGAGGAUAACAGCCAGCAGCAGCAGCAGGAAGAGGAGGAUAUGGAGGAGGUGGUGGAGGUGCAUAGGAGUGCUGAGCAGCAGCAGCAGCGCGGAAGACUGUCCCUCUCGCUUGUCCUCGAAGGCAGCGAGGCCGAUGCUGAGGCGGAAAAGCAGAAAGAAAAUCAGAGGGAUCAACAGCAAGAGGAGCCCGAAUCACCACCAAACCCAUCAAGAUAUGAGCCACCCCCCAACCUCCUCCCUCACGACGAUACCUUCUCAUCCGUCUCCCCGGUCUCAGAAUUUUUCUCAACACCAGAACCAGAUCUCUCGAACACCCAAAUAGAGAUCGAGGAGCUUGAUGUGGGCCUCAUGCUUGAGAUGUUCCCACACUUGGACGCACAUAGCAGGAAGAUAUUGGACCUUCUCAUUCUGAAACCCCCCACAAGAGACCUGAGACGGCUUCUCCUCGUUCCGGGCUCAAGCGCAUCCAAGCGUCUCCGGACAUAUGAGCAGAAUUUUGCCGCGUCAAAGACGGCCUACGGCACGUCUGAGUAUAUCUCUGUACGCCAAGUCGAGAGUGCUUUCGGCGGCGACGAGAGCUUCCGUCCGCUCCUCCACGCCUCCAACCUCUCCAUUUUGGCGGACGUUGCAUACACCAGCCAGGGGUCUGGCGAGAGCACUUUUGAGAAGCUGAAGCAGAUCGAGAGGGAUUUCCCGGUGCAGUUUGGCGAUGUGGUCCGGAACGUCAACUUCCAGGCUGCCUUGGACCUCAGGACACAGUACUUGGUUUUGGCGCUGGUGAACCAUCAGGAUACGGAUGGCUUCAACCCUGAUAUGUGGCUGAGACUCAUAUUUUUCGAUGACAAUAUGGUCAUCAAGCGCUGGACAGAGAUGGAGGAUGUCGACAACUGGGAGGCCCGAGUUCUCGAAAGGGUGAUGAGGAUCAGAUCCACUUUUGCACAGAAACCGUAUGACGACCCACUGGACGUUGCCAUGCUGGUGGACCUGUUCCCGUGGGACGAAUUUGUCAAGAGGAUCUCGAGCUACAUCAAGAUCCGCUUUUCCGAGCUUGAAAAGUCACGCGCCGGCAGGAGCGUCGAGGAGUUGGUCGAGAAUGCAAGGAACCCGCAGUUUGGGGAUGUUAAGGAAAGGGAUCUUCUGGAUGAUCGUGAGAUCCCAGAGACAAUACAAAUACCCAUAAAACCCCGCGCAGCACGUGUUUCGCAAAAGCUGCCCGAAGCCGAGCCCGAAGCAGUUGCUUCGACUGCGCCUGCAGCGGCGGCCGCUGAUUUUGAGAGCUUUGAGUCAUAUAAACUCAGGAAAGAGCAGCAAGGCCGCGGAAGGCUGGAGUCGACAUCGAUCGUUCUCAACGCAGCACAGAUGAGGGACCUAAAGAGACGCAAGACAAUGCCCGCCCCCGAGACAGUGCCGUUCGUCAGAGGCACGCCGAGAGUGGCAACCUCGCUGGGUUCCAAGGACGCGGAGGUGAUCACCUUGUCUCAGGUGAAAUUCUUAAAGUGCCUGAAAAACGCACCGGAGAAAACUCCUGGAGAAGAGGGGCCUUACAAGCUGCCGGAAGCUGCCGGGGAGGUUGUGGCCUCUAAGCAGGUAGAGGCACCCAAGCAAGCGGCGGCACCCGAACCGGUGGAAGCUCCUGAACCGAUGGAAGAUGCUCAGCCGCUGGAGGAUGAAGGCGAUGAUAACGGUGUAUACAAUCCUGAACGGUGGAUGGCCACUAUCAAGAGAAUGAGGGGGGUCAAGAACAAGGAGAAUGAUAAAUCAGUGGCCUCGACUCUCCCUCCUCCACAGCAAUCUCGCCUCAUGAAGCGAAAGCGGUUCAUCGACCCCCAAGAAGGCGCGACCCGCGUUUCGCAGAUCGACGACGGCAGCCACAGAGCGCCCGCGAAGCGACAGCAGCUCCAAAAGGGAAAGGAAAGAGAGGUCAUUCCCGAAGAGGUAGAAGAAAGCAGGCCCGCGUUUGAAACCGAGGGUCAGGACGAGCAGGACGAGGAUGCGGAUAUGUACCAAGUAGACUCGAGGAAAGAGGACGAAGAGAGGAUGAAGAGGAGCAGAAAGGGCCUGCCAGACAUUGGUCCCUCGAGUGCUGCUGCUGAUAAAGCCCCCGCUGCCUCCGCCGCUCCAAGAACAUCAACCUCCUCCGCAAAGGCCGCAGAGGUGCAGAACGGUGCCAAGCAGCGUAAAAUCGCGCCAAUGAAGGGUUCUAGGAAUUCCAAGGGUUCGAGGGCUUCUGGGGGUACUGAGGCCUCCAAGAAAUUGUCGGGCGCAGGCGAAAAGUCGGAUGUGGACGAGUGUGAUAGCGAGGACGAGGAGUAUGAUGACGAGGAGGAAGCGGAGGAGGUAGAGGAGGUUGAGGAUGAGGACGAGUCCGUCAACAAUGACGAGAGGCGUGCUGCGCUCAACCAAAGGGUUGAGAGAAUAAUAAAGAAGGAUCUUGCGAGGCAGUCGAAGCCAGCGCGCCUGUUUAGGAAACGACAGCCUUGGGGACGGAAGCAGACGGCGCUUUUGAUUCGGAUAAUUGGGGAAAGGGGUUGCAAAUGGGCCGAGAUUAGAGAUAUGAACGUUGCUGAAUUCAGCGGCCGGUCGAAUGUCCAACUUAAAGAUAAGGCACGAAAUAUUAAAUAUGACUACCUGAAAGCAAGAAUGCAACUGCCUCCCAACUUUGAAGACGUCACCAUCAGCAGGACCCAGGUGCAGACAUUGCAACACAUGGGCAUCAACUGCGACGACUACAUCUGA